Molecule: messenger RNA, 321 nt
Organism: Exophiala mesophila
Lineage: Eukaryota; Fungi; Ascomycota; Eurotiomycetes; Chaetothyriales; Herpotrichiellaceae
Exons: 1
Coding region: 1-321 (106 amino acids)
Source: RefSeq, a predicted model, not a curated record
AUGGACGCCCCUCCGCAGCCAACUAUUGCUGCCAUCUUACAAGUCGAGACCAAUGACAUCGCUGUCUUUAUCGUCAUACUAGCUUGGUCAUUGUUGUCUCUGACCCCACCGAACCUCAUCAAUGCUGGUUUCGAGUUGGUUUUCCCAUCUGAGGAUACUAUCAAGGACAUCCUACAGCUCUCGCAACUAGAAUUUGCCCCUGUUUUACUCGAAGUCUUCCGCUGUGUCACCGCUCCCACCAUUGACUAUUUUAAAAGCCUUCCUCUUAUAGACAACGAGCUCUGGGGCGUCUAUUGUUUGGUAGUACCCUUGUUGAUGUGA